AAGGACGUGCUCAACGGUUCACGAAAACGCCUGACGUUCUGAGCGGUUUUGGCGUCGUCUUCAUCGGAAUAUUCGCUCUAUUUGACUUGGACUGCUCCAUAUAUACUCACUGGACCAGAUUCAUCUCUUGCUAGACUGGGACUUUUGAUUCUACUACUAGUAUUACUAAUUUUCGCGGAGGCUACGCUCUUCAAUAGCCGUUAUAAGACAUCUACAUUGUGCCAAGGCGACCAGCAGCAUAGGCCAUAGAUACAGCCAUCCCAUCAUCAGUUCUCCCAGAUCUCUCUUUGCCUCAUUGCCACCGCCAUACCAAUUUCAAGAUGACCUCAGCUGCCCAGGUUGAGAAGGAGCAGGGAAAUAUCGCCUUCAAGGCGGGAAAACUCGCCACUGCGCUUGAACACUACACAAAAGCCAUGAACCUCGAUCCUGCAGACGUUACCUUUCCGUUGAACAGAGCGAUGGCUAAUCUCAAGCUCAGAAGAUGGUCUGAGGCGGAGAAAGAUGCAAGCGCUGCACUCCACCUGGAACCGGAGAACCUGAAAGCGCAUUGGAGACGAUGUGCAGCUCGUAAAGAGCUUGGUGAUUUCACUGGUGCUCGUCAAGAUCUUUGGGCGUACUUUCAUGCGGGAGGCGAACCGCAGCACCUCGUUGAUGAAAACAUCAAGAUCUCCAGAGCGGAAGUCGAAGCUAUGCUGGUAGCAACUCGACAGUCAACAUCCAAGUUCUUCAAAGUGAAAGAGUCCCCAGGCAAAGGACUCGGCGCAUUUGCUACUCGAGCCUUCCAGCGUGGCGAUCUCGUCUUCGCAGAACGGCCCCUCUAUAUACUCUCCAAGGAUCAAGCCGAACAGGGCAUGUUAGAGGUCAUGUUCCGCGUCUCACCAUCUGCUAGGAAGGAGUUCAUGUCCUUACACGACUCAGGGACAUUCCCUGUUCCACCUGAAGGUGAUCCUAUAAUCAAUAACCCCCAGGCCGCAGAGAUGGUCAAAAUCAGGAGUAUUCAGGAUUCGAACGCUCUCGGGGCCGGCGCGGAUAAGCUUGUCCUAGGGUUGCGCUUCGCUCGAUUCAAUUUCUCCUGCGCCCCAAACGCAAGAUACUCGUGGCACGAUGCCACACGGACAAUGAGGUUGCACGCCCUGCGGACCAUCGAGAAGGGGGAGGAGAUUACCUUUGCCUCCGCAACUCAGGACGAUAUGUAUGGUAAAACGAGGAAGGAGAGACAAGAGCGUCUGAAGCCCUAUAAUUUCGCGUGCCUCUGCACCGCUUGCACUCUCCCCCGGCCAGAACAGGUCGGUAGUGACCGUCGACGCAAAGAGUUGCUGCGUCUGCACGACGGGCUGCACGUGCACCGCGAGCAUAUCCGCGAACCAUGGCAGACAAAAUCGAAGCUUUUCGACGUCGUUAAGGCGCUCCGCAUAAUGGAGGAAGAAGGCCUCGCAGCGGACAUGGACGAUUUCACGAGCAUGGCGUCGCAGCUUUGUUCCUUCCAUUCCGACUGGGAGUCGGUCAAGUAUUGGGCUACAAGGACCUAUGAGACGAGGGCGGCUCAAUAUGGCGGGGAUAGUCAGAGGGCCCUCGGGGCGCUGGAGCCUCAGAUGAUCGACCUGUUACUUAGUCCACGGACCACCGAGCUAGCAGGAAAGGGGCAAGUUGAAUUGUUUACGGAUGUGCGCCCGUAAUAUAUACUUUCCAAGGGGCCACAAGUUGUAUCUAUCUUGGUAUUCUAGUAUUCCAACGAAACACGACGAU
Stereum hirsutum FP-91666 SS1 is the source of this 1746-nucleotide messenger RNA. Its product is annotated as SET domain-containing protein. Lineage: Eukaryota; Fungi; Basidiomycota; Agaricomycetes; Russulales; Stereaceae. The transcript is spliced from 4 exons. The coding region runs from base 321 to 1676 and encodes 451 amino acids. Gene Ontology annotation, molecular function: protein binding. The record is from RefSeq and is a predicted model, not a curated record.